Messenger RNA from Micropterus salmoides (largemouth bass), 4010 nucleotides. RefSeq lists its product as uncharacterized. The record is from RefSeq and is a predicted model, not a curated record. Bases 44 to 3295 code for a protein of 1083 amino acids. NCBI's taxonomy places the organism in Eukaryota, Metazoa, Chordata, Actinopteri, Centrarchiformes, Centrarchidae. The transcript is spliced from 14 exons.
UGAGUGGCAGAGAACCUUGAGACACAGGUGAGUUCGGAGCAUCAUGGCUUCCACACUGGUGUUUCUGCUUCAGCUGCUCCUGGUCUCGCUGUCAUCUGCAUCAUAUUACUUUGGGGGAACCGUGACCUACACCUACAAAGGAAGAAACCCCGAUGGAACAUUUAGAGUGGACUUUCGCAACAGGGCAACCUUUGAUGACUGUCAGAACUCUCUCAACUGGUCUUGUUACGCCGGCAACUGUGGCUAUAAUACCACAAGUGAGAGAGGCGUAGUUGACUGGAGCAACAAUGCACCACAGUACAACUAUCAAUGGUGUGAAACUGAAACAGUCAGUACAAGAAGUAUCCCAAGUGACAACCCUUUUCAAAUGAGCACUGCUAGCUGUUGUUGGAUCCCAACGCAAAACUGGGUUCAUAAUUUGAGACUUAUGACUUAUGUGGAUUUGGGAACAAGAUCUGACACUGGAAAACCAAACCAAUCGCCAGAAGUUGCCAUUCUACCUUUACUACGAGUUCCUCAGAACUGCCCACGGACAUACAAGCUGAUGUCCUUUGAUCCUGAUGGUGACAAAGUUCGAUGCAGAUAUGGAAAUAUCAUAGGUACUGAGUGCAGCUCGUGCAACCAGCCUUCAGGCUUUGACUUAGAUCAGGGCUCUUGCACAUUACACUACCGAGACUCUUAUGCCAACACCGGAGUGUAUGGAUUUGAGUUGGUGGUGGAGGACUUCCCACAAGGGCACAUCUCUCUGACCUACACUGAUGGAUCCAGAUCCUCCAGGGAUCCACUGAUUGUUAGGAAGAAGAGACAAAUCACUGUGGGGGCAAAGGCCCAGCCUACUACGACCAAGACCACUGUGGGGAAAAAGCCCCAACCUACUACAACCAAGACCACUGUUGGGACUAAGAUUCAGCCUACCACGACAAAGACCACUGUGGGGACUAAGACGCAGCCUACUACGACCAAGACCACUGUUGGGACUAAGACCCAGCCUACCACGACAAAGACCACUGUGGGGACUAAGACCCAGCCUACUACAACCAAGACCACUGUUGGGACUAAGACCCAGCCUACCACGACAAAGACCACUGUGGGGACUAAGUCCCAGCCUACUACAACCAAGACCACUGUUGGGACAAAGACCCAGCCUACUACGACCAAGACCACUGUGGGGACUAAGACCCAGCCUACCACAACCAAGACCACUGUGAGGACUAAGACCCAGCCUACUACGACCAAGACCACUGUGGGGACAAAGACCCAGCCUACUUCGACCAAGACCACUGUGGGGACAAAGACCACUGUGGGGACAACUACAUCCACAACAACUGCAACCACAACAACUGCAACCACACCAACCACAACCGAUCCACCAACUACAGCCGCAGCAACCACAACCGAUCCACCAACUACAACCGCAGCAACAACAACCGAUCCACUAACUACAACCGCACCAACAACAACCGAUCCACCAACUACAACCGCACCAACAACAACCGAUCCACCAACUACAACCGCAGCAACCACAACCGAUCCACCAACUACAACCGCAGCAACAACAACUGAUCCACCAACUACAACCGCACCAACAACAACCGAUCCACCAACUACAACCGCACCAACCACAACCGAUCCACCAACUACAACCGCAGCAACAACAACUGAUCCACCAACUACAACCACACCAACCACAACCGAUCCACCAACUACAACAGCAGUAACAACUACACUCAUACCCUGGGAUACCACAACCACUGAAACAACUACUACAACCACCCUGCCAUACACUAGCAGCAGGACACACCUGCACGCCAACACUCCUCCUCUCAGUAAACUACCAUUGCAAUUCUCUUUCUUUGUGGACCCACCUGCUCCCUCUUGUCAGGAGGGACUCUACUUGCCGAAGUUUGUGCACCCAACACCUGAAAAUGAAGCACAUAUCCAAGCAGAGGUCAACAAAGAGGUGGAGAUCAGAGUCAAAGCACAAGCUACACAUGCAGAAAUACGUGAUAUCAUCAUCAGUGGGCCACUGAAUAUCCGAAAGCUCAGGACCACACGUGAUGAGUUUGUCAUUAGGUGGACGCCUACUCCAGAUCACCUGGGAGAUCAUUACCCCAUCUGCUUUGCUGUUGAGUCAGUGACAGGAUCUACUGAAACUACUACUGAAACCACACAGGAUUACAAUCACUUCACCACCCCAUCUUCACGGGCUGGCGUUUAUCAGUCUGAGAUGAGGUGUGUUCUGGUGGACAUCGGGACGACGCAAGUUGUAGCCAAUGUGAUCUGCAGUCAGUCCACAAUGACAGUAGAGGUUGAGAAAUCUUCAUUCUCUGGACUCAGUGAGGAUCAUUUGCGGCUCAGUGACCCCACCAACGCCGCCUGCAGCCUCCGCACACACUCCAACAGCACUCACAUCAUCGCUGUCAUCCCCCUCAAUGCUUGUGGCACUCAGAUCGAGGAAGAUGAUGACAACCUCAUUUUUAAGAAUGAGAUCACCACGAUUGACAACACAGAAGACCUGAUCACCAGGAAACAGCUGCUGGAAGUGCAUUUCUUCUGCCAGUACCCCAAACGGGUAAACGUGACACUUGGCUACACAAAACACAGGAAAAGUGUCACAGUGUGGGAGAAAGGCUUUGGCACGUUAACUUACCGGUUUGAGUUUUUUCCUGAUAACCAAUUCCAAACCAUGAUUGAUCCAAAUUCGUACCCUGUGGAGUUUGACGUAGGGAGCAGGAUCUACAUGCAGAUAGAUGCCACCUCUUCAGUCAACACCACCGAGCUGUUUGUGGAGUCCUGCAGCGCUGCACCAUAUGACAACCCAAACUACCGGCCAACCUACUCCAUCAUUGAAAAUGGGUGUAAAGUGGACUCGACUGUUGAAAUUUAUUCCUCCACCCACGACAGACAAUUCCGGAUCGGCAUGGAGGCCUUCAAGUUCAGAGGCUUGCAUGAUCAGAUGUACAUCAGCUGUUCAGUCCUGAUGUGUGAAGUAGGGGACCCCAACUCCAGGUGCUCACAGGGAUGCAUCAACUCCACAUCGCCAGACAGUCAGCACCAUAACCACCAAAAAAGAGAGGCUGCCACCCAGAGUGUAAGGCACCUUGUUUCCCAGGGUCCCCUGCGCUUCAGGAGAUCAGCAGAAAACACUGGAAGCAGAGUGAUUAGCCUGGAUCUGAACCUGGUCUUCAUUGCUGGUUGUCUUCUUGCUGCUGUUGGCAUGCUCUGUGCAUUGUCCAUCUACAAAGCCAAAAUGUCAAGGGUCAAAUACCAACCUUUGCCUACGUUUGUAAAUUAAGACAGCAGCAUGUGCAGAAUACCAAAAAGUUUUUUUCUGAAUGCUUUCACAUAAACACUUAUUCUUGAAGCUCUAUUUCUGAAACCAUUUACCAUUGUAACCAAAUCAUUUAGCAAGUGUGCCAAACUGUAAAGGGAGUGAGGAGAAAUCAGAGCGUGUGUGGGUGACCAUGUUCUCAAGUAUGGGAUGAGCUUGAGGGAGGCUGGGCCACGGGUUCAAUCCCAGUAUUUUUCUGAUUGCUUAGGCACUUCUUUUUGAAACUAACCACAAAUCCUUUACACUAAAAAAACAAAACAUUAAACAUCUCUUGCAAAAAGUCUGGUUGCAAAAUUGUGGUUUUGGAUCAAUACAGUACACACAAAUGUCUUUGAUUAAGCACACGAAGUAGCAACUACGCAAAAAUGAAAAACACAUUUUCCGUGUGGGACAUAGUAGUUUGCAAUAGAGUUUUGUCAUGCAUGUAGUACAGUAAAACACACAUACACACAGGUGCCCAAAUUCUGUGAAAAACAUUUGAUUGGUUUUACAGUAGUGACCCACGUUGUAAAUAUAUAUUUGAUUAUCAGACAUUGUAUAUUAAAUAUAUAAUUAUGCACACAUUAAUUAAUUUUAUGUUUACAUCUUGGGAAGUUACUACUGUGUACAAGUUGAAAGAGGAAGUCGUCUGUGCCGGUGCAAAUGGGAAACCGUGAAACAAUCUGCCUCAACCGGUUGG